Panthera uncia (snow leopard) is the source of this 1577-nucleotide messenger RNA. RefSeq names its product translation initiation factor IF-2-like. NCBI's taxonomy places the organism in Eukaryota, Metazoa, Chordata, Mammalia, Carnivora, Felidae. The transcript has 2 exons. Bases 312 to 773 code for a protein of 153 amino acids. Gene Ontology annotation, biological process: virion assembly. The record is from RefSeq and is a predicted model, not a curated record.
CUCCUCUUUUUCUCCUCAUUGCUAACUUCAGGGAUGUUAGAACCAGAGGACAGAAUUUGAGUUUAGACAUCCGGCGGGGAAAAUUAAUAACCCUCUGAUGCUCCGAAUGGCCAACCUUUGGCGUUGGAUGGCCAACCGAAGGAACUUUCUGCCUCCCUAUAAUUGCUAAGGUGAAAUCAAAGAUUUUUCUACCGGGUUGCAAGGGACACCCGGAUCAGAUUCCCUACAUUCUUGUAUGGAGGAGUUUAGUGGAAAAUCCACCCCCUUGGUUGGCCCCCUUCCUAUCCUCCGGAACGUGUAAGGUCCUUGCCAUGCGGCCUGCAGGUCCCCCAAAAUCAAGGACACCAGCUGCGCCCUUGUAUCCCAUAUUGCCCGAUAGUCAUGACCUACUAUCCCUAGACCCUCCACCCUAUCAUCCCCCUCCCCUCGCACCCCAGGCCCUGCCCGCAGCAGCCGCCCCACCAGUCGCCCCGCUAGUUGCCCCCCUAGGGGAACCGGGAGGACAGGAAGCGGCAGCUGCGCCAGACUGGGGAAGACGGGAAGUGGCAGCUGCGCCGGAACCAGGAGGACGGGAGGCAGCAGCCGCGCCGAGCCCCAUUGAAAAUGAAACCAACCGCGAGGGGCCAGCCGGCCGAACCCGCGGGCGCACCCAGCCCCACCUGGGACAACUGUCAGCAGCUCCUCCGCAUCCUGUUCACUACAGAGGAGCGAGAGAGGAUCCAAUUAGAAGCAAGAAAGCUGGUUCCUGGAGACGACGGUCGGCCGACAUCUAACCCUGACCUCAUUAAUGCGGCUUUCCCCCUAACCAGACCUCCACAGGACAAAUGGGACUACAACACAGCAGAAGGUAGGGGAAGGCUACCCGCCAGACUCUGAUGGCAGGUCUCCGGGCUGCAGCUCGCAAGCCCACCAAUUUGGCUAAGGUAUAUUCGGUCGUACAGGGAAAGGCAGAGAGUCCAGCUGCUUACUUAGAAAGAUUAAUGGAAGCCUUUAGGCAGUUUACCCCCAUGGAUCCAGAAGUCCCUGAGAACCAGGCUGCUGUCAUUAUGUCCUUUGUAAAUCAAGCAGCUCCUGACAUUAGAAAAAAAACUCCAAAGGCUAGAGGAUUUAGAAGGUAAACAGAUCCAGGAUCUGCUCCGUAUAAGCACAAUAGGUCUACAACAACAGGGACGCCCCAGAAGAGAGACAGAUCAAAGCCACAGAGAAAAUGACUAAAGUCCUGGCUGCUAUAGUCCAGAAAGAACUGCCACCCCCAGAAGGCAUUCAAACAAUACGCCUUCCCAGGCGGCACUUAGAUAAAGAUCAAUGCGCCUAUUGUAAAGAAAAAGGCCAUUGGAUACGAGAAUGCCCCAAGAAGAAACAACCCCGCCCCAGCCAAGGGCAAUGGCAGCCUAAAAUAGCCCCCAUACUGUUUACCCAAGAUACAGACUAGGGAGGAUGGGGUUCCGAUCCCCUCCCCGAACCUAGGGUAACAUUGCAAGUGGAGGGGACCCCAGUCCAGUUCCUAGUUGAUACCGGGGCACAGCACUCAGUUCUGGUCAAGCCCCAUGGAAAAGUAUCUGAAAAACCAUCCUGGG